Plodia interpunctella (Indianmeal moth) is the source of this 2080-nucleotide messenger RNA. Its product is annotated as juvenile hormone esterase. The transcript is spliced from 3 exons. NCBI's taxonomy places the organism in Eukaryota, Metazoa, Arthropoda, Insecta, Lepidoptera, Pyralidae. The record is from RefSeq and is a predicted model, not a curated record. Bases 81 to 1826 code for a protein of 581 amino acids.
AUUUAUCACUAAGGACACGUCAUAUCGAAGUAAUUGAAUUGCUUCAUAUAAACAAAUUCAUACAAUCGAAUGGUACUAAAAUGGCUAGACCAGUUUUAAUAUUAUUUUGUUGGAUUAUAGCUGUGGUAACAGGAGAUAUUGUAGUCGAUACUGAGAGUGGAAAAGUAGCUGGUGUUGAAGUGAAAUCAAUAGUUCAGAAUGAAAAGUUUUAUUCGUUUAUGGGUAUUCCGUAUGCCGAACCACCGGUUGGAAAUCUUAGGUUUAUGCCUCCACAACCGCAUCCAGGUUGGAGCGAUGUUCUAAAAGCUAAGAAGGAAAAGAAACCGUGUCCUCAACAAAAUAUUUCGCUUAGAGGUCGACCGAAUUUUGGAUUUUAUGGGACUGAAGACUGUCUACAUUUGAGUGUGUACACUCCGCGUCUUCCUGAUGAUCAACCACUUGACCUUCCUGUGGUAGUAUUUCUAUACAAUGAAAAUUUCAAAAUGUCUCACAAUGCUUCCAAAGAAUUUGGACCCGAUUUUUUCAUGAAUGAAGAUGUAAUUUUAGUCACAAUUCAGCAUAGACUUGGUGUUCUUGGUUUCUUAUCUUUUGAAGAUGAUUUACUACCUGGAAAUAAUGGAAUCAGGGAUGUUAUUUUAGCUUUGGAUUGGAUUAAAACAAACAUUAAAAAUUUUGGUGGUAACCCAGAUAAAAUAACACUGAUGGGUAGUGAUGGUGGUGGUGUAAUAGUCGAUAUAUUAUUACAUUCUCCUAAAGCUAAAGGGUUAUUUAGCGCAGCAAUCAUUCAAGGUAGCAGUUCUUGGGGUUCGUCUUUCUUUAAUGGCGAUGGUAAAAAAAGAGCUAUCGCUUUAGCAGAUAAACUUGAAAGAACGGCUAAAACGAGUUCAUCCAUCCUGAGACAAUUAAAUGACUUCUCUGCCGAAGAAUUGACAGAAAAUGAAGACUAUGCAGUUCACGCUGACGAACCACGAGCUAAGCAAAUUGGCGUCAUAUCAUUUGGCCCAAUAGUGGAACAUGAACAUCCUAAUGCUGUGAUAACUAAACUACCAGAGGAAGGUGAAAUUGAUAUUAAUAUUCCGAUCAUGAUAGGUCGCAACUCCAGAGAAGGAUUAGAAAUCUGCGAGAGAUAUUUUAAACGACCACAAUUCCUUACAUUUGCUAAUCGUGAUUUGCUUUUAGUUUUUCCAAUCAGAGUAGAUUACCAUUUUGAAGUGACCCAUAAGAAAUACUUUGAAGUAAUCGAAGAACUGAAAAAACAUUUCUUCGAGGAAGGAUACGUAAGAGUAAGCGGUAUAACAGAGUAUGUUUCCUAUUUGACUGAUAUGUUGGGUCUGUAUCCUUUGGACUACACAGUUAGAAAAUAUGUUAAUGCAUCUAAAGCUCCACUUUAUUACUAUACUUUUGACUACAGCGGCGAAUUCAACUACAGAAAGCAGCUUGCUCUGGACGAUGCUGUAACUCUCGAUGGGUCCUGGGGAGCUUCAAUAUCAGACGAUUUGUGUUAUUUGUUUGUAUGCAAACCUAUCAAAAAGGCUUACCUGCAAGCGAUGAAAGAAGAUGAUUCUGAAGAUAUGAAGGUUUUAAGAAAUAUGGUGAAGAUGUGGACGAACUUUGCUAAAACAAGGGACCCUAAUCUCCCUGAAGGAAACUUCAAGUGGACACCAGCAACCAUAGAAAACAGGGAUACUCUACUCAUCAAUGAAGAGCCAGUCAUGAAACAGAAAAUCGGCGAAGAAGCCAUAACAUUCUGGGAUAAUUUCAUAGAAAAAUACAGGAAUAUUGCAGUGAAUGGCGUCAUCAAAGAUGAUGAGAAAGAUGAACUUUAAAAUUAGUUAGGUAUUAUUUAUUAUGAAAUUAAAAAGGGGCUUAUAAAAUAAAAAUAAAAUAAAAUGCGUUUAUUUCAGGCAUAGCCCAUACUGUUAGUAAUCCAAAAACUCAAAGUCUGUGUUAGUAAUAAACACGAUAAUUAAUAUGUAUAUCUUUGUCGAGCUGGAUGUGAGUCCAGUGCAACAUAAUGCCACUGUCCACAUCCAGCCUCGCUGCCACUAUCUGCAUUAUAAAAUACAUGAAAUAUUGAAAG